UGGGUUCCUGAAGUGCGACAUCAUUGCCCUAAAGUGCCUUUCCUUUUGGUUGGCACCCAAGUGGAUCUUCGAGAUGACGGAGCCACCAUUAACAGUCUUAAAAACAACAAACAGAAAGUUAUGUCCACUGCUGAUGGUGAGCGGUUGGCACGUGAGGUAAAGGCCGUGAAAUAUGUUGAAUGCUCAGCCCUAACCCAGAAAGGAUUGAAGAACGUCCUAGACGAAGCUAUCCUCGCCGCUCUGGAUCCACCAAAGGAACCAUCGUCAAAACGAUGCUGCGUGGUUUAA
This is a messenger RNA of Echinostoma caproni, 288 nucleotides long. The record is from the annotation of a GenBank genome assembly. Lineage: Eukaryota; Metazoa; Platyhelminthes; Trematoda; Plagiorchiida; Echinostomatidae.